Messenger RNA from Yamadazyma jaroonii, 1071 nucleotides. The record is from the annotation of a GenBank genome assembly. Lineage: Eukaryota; Fungi; Ascomycota; Pichiomycetes; Serinales; Debaryomycetaceae.
AUGACAAAACAUCAACCGUUUGUGAAAGAGAAGAUUAAUAAACCUAUAGACAUCAUUCGUCGUAAUAUAGAACUUGGGAAACCAACUCUUGUUGCUGGACCUAUGGUUCGUUAUUCCAAAUUACCUUUCAGAGCUACAGUAAGAAGAUUUGGUGCUGAUAUAGUCUACAGUCCAAUGAUCUUGGCUAGAGAAUUCGUACGUAACGAAACCGCCAGAGUAGCUGAUUUCUCAACCAACGAUGAAGAUACCUGUUUAAUAGUCCAAGUAGGAGUGAAUAAUACCACAGAUAUGGUAAGGAUGGUUGAAAUGAUCAAUCCUUAUUGUGAUGGAAUAGGUAUUAAUUGUGGAUGUCCUAUCAAAGAUCAAGUCAGAGAAGGUAUAGGGGCAGCCUUAAUGUCAGAACCUCAUCUUGUUCAUGAUUUGGUGAAAGCCAGUAAGGAGAGAUUCCCAGAUUUUUGUAUUGAAGUGAAAAUAAGAAUUCACGAUGAUAUAAAGCAAACAGAAGAGUUCAUCAAGAUAGUAGAGAAAUCAGGGGUUGAUUUCAUAACUAUUCAUGGAAGGACAAAGGAUACAAGAUCAUCUAUUCCAGCCAAUUUCGAAGCCAUAAAGUAUUUAAAAACCAUCACCACAGUACCUGUUAUAGCUAAUGGAGACUGUUUCAAACCUGAUGAUGUAGAUAAGAUUGUGAAAUAUACUGGAGUGGAUGGAGUUAUGGCAGUAAGAGGAGUUUUGACCAAUCCUGCACUUUUCGCUGGUUAUGAGGUAACACCUUGGAAAGCAGUGGAAUGGUUCUGGUAUUAUGCUGUGAAUUAUGGAUUACAUUUCAGAUUGUUACAACAUCAUUUGAGCGAAAUGUUAGACAAGUCCAUCAGUAACAAAGUGCUUAGAGAGAUGAAUUUUAAGAAGAAUUUGGUGGAUGUGAUCGAAUGGUUUGAUGAAAUGUUCGAUUUAAAGAGAUUUGGUGAAGAAGGAUUUGGUGAAAGAGUUGAAAUACCCAUUAAACCAGGUUCAGGAUUGAUUUUCUCCAACGGGAUAAUUCUCUGGGAAGAUUCUGAAAAGCAUAAGUCAUAA